Molecule: messenger RNA, 1737 nt
Organism: Dermacentor andersoni
Lineage: Eukaryota; Metazoa; Arthropoda; Arachnida; Ixodida; Ixodidae
Source: RefSeq, a predicted model, not a curated record
UUGCGGCAUUGCUUCCGUGCUAAUCGCAUUAACGUCGACAUUCAUCAUGAGAUGAAUUCUGCUAGUAUUUUCUUUUGUAAUUUUUCUUUCACGUCUCUGAAGUGCGCAUCCAUAACAAUAACGACCUUUUUUUUUUCCUUGUUUCGACUUUCUGGUGCAAUACAUGCAUACGCGGCAUUGAGACUGUUGCUCUCGCUGAAUCUCUCCUUUAACUUCUCAUGAUUCAUGUCGUUAUUUGUCCGCAGGCCUUCCGGUCAGUAAAAGAUCCCAUACUGGAACCGAACUGGGCCUACAUUCACACGGCAGCCAUUUGGCCAGGUGGAGAGUCGUUGGUUCCAGAAUCAAUGGUGGCCAAUAUACUCAGGGAUGCCGACUUGGUGGGGAUAAGCACGAGCAAUAGCACCGACGAGAGCAACAUCAUCCUGAGCCGAGCGUCGGGCAACGUCGUUCCCUACAUGGCCGCUUCUCCGCCUAACCCCAUCAUGCCAGCCGGUCCAGGCACCCGAGGAAUGUUGGACAUUCUGAAGGACUUCCCGCACUGGAAGCAGGUGCUUCAGCGCCAGAAGCUCUGCUUCUCCGUCACCUCGGCCAUCAACUACGCGAGCAACAGCGUAGAUAACAUCGAUUUUGUCCACCCUAUCCGCCAGGUGGAGGACGUGCAACGAUUCAGCCGGCUAAGGUUCACGACCAAGACCAGCAGGAACAGGUACCCGGUAGAGGAAAAAGGAGGGACCUCCUAUUACUUCGACAACACAACGCACACGCACUUUUGGCGUUUCGUUCGCAAUGGCAAUUUGUUGACCUUCUUUGCGUACGACACGGGAUCGACGCUGUCAUACAAGGUGACGGAGAUGCUCAAGGCUUACGGAGAUGACAAAUGCGUUGUCUUUGACGAUUUGGGAGAAGACGCCGUGGCGGGGAGCUUCACCGUCGGUGGCAAGAGUGUUCACUUCGGGAAGUUCGAGUUGAUUUCGGCCGUGCAGACUGCAAUGGUCCAGAAAUACGGAGCGCCGUCUCCCGGAUAGAGAAGAUGACAUUAACUAUGUUGAGCCUGUACGUCACUCAGCACGCGGUAACGAAAGUGACGUCUGGGUCAACAAGAGAUGACUAUUUCCGCGCAGUCUGCCCGAGCAGUGACAGUUUUACAAUGGUACAAGAUGCCCUCUGUUUAUCGAUGUGGUCGGCAACUGCGGUUGGCAAUGUCGUUGCUGCUUUGCUUUGAAUUAUUUCUCCAAUUGCAGUCAUCCAGUCGACGUGGAUAUUUGUGUUUACUUAGUUUUUUCUUCCACUAUGAACGCACUGAUUUUUAACGUUGUGAUGUGAUUACUUUGGCUAUGGUGUGUACAUUGCUUUUCAGGGUCGCCCACAUUAUGCCGCUUUGACAGUGUGCAUAGUUUCUUGCUUUUUCUCGUGACGCUAUGAAACAUUCGACUUCUGUGAAACGCGAUACAUUGACGACUCAUCGCGAAGUGUCGUUAACGAUUGGAACCAACACCAAAGUAUGGCUGAGCAUGCUCGAUGGGUGUGUAGACAGUGAUCCACACAACUACGCGCCAUACGGUCACAUUACGUGAAUAGUGGCACUUGUAUUGUUAUGAGUUUACGAAUAUAAUCACCCUUGACGUCAUCGCUUUAGUGUUGACGAGCUGGACAGACUCAUUUCAUCUCGCAAGUGGCAACCUGUAGCUGCGCCAUAACGAGCGAUUUCCUUUUCUUUCUUGUAUUUUGAUUUUUCGU